CGGGGAGAAGCGGGCCCUUGCCGGAAAAAGCUCGCACGUGUGCAAGCGGGGGACGGUUCCUACGGGGUCGCGUGGCUUCUCCCUUUCUCCAGCUGAGGCCAUGAGCUGCCCCGUCACCUGCGCUGCUUGGGUUCCUCGCGGCGUCGCCAAGGAGACGCCCGACAAGGUUCAUCUUGAAACAGAUGAAUUGAAACGCUUGGUCUCUGAAGCCAAAGAGAGACUGCAAGAUGCUAGUGAUGAUGAUGAUGAACAGGAGGCUUCAGGAGGCACCAUGGAUGUUGUUGAUGCUGAGGCAACUAGCUCAGCUCCCAACGAUGAGGACCAUGAAGAAAAUGAAAAGCUGGAUGACGAUGAACUGGCAGAAUAUGACCUGGAUAAUUAUGAUGAGGAAGAUGAAGGCACUGAGAGUCUUGGAAAGACCCUAGCAGGUCUCACAGUGUAUGGAAGCAAUGAAAAUGAUCCUUACGUCACUCUUAAAGAUACAGAGCAAUAUGAGCAUGAAGACUUCAUGAUUAAGCCCAGUGACAACUUUGUUGUGUGUGGCAGAGUUGAUAAGGACCACUGCAGUUUAGAAGUUCACGUUUAUAACCAUGAAGAGGACUCAUUUUACGUCCAUCAUGAUAUCCUCUUAUCAGCAUAUCCUUUGAGUGCGGAAUGGCUGAACUUUGAUCCUAACCCAGAGGAUUCUGCAGGGAAUUAUGUUGCCGUGGGCACAAUGAGUCCUGUUAUUGAAGUGUGGGACCUUGACGUAGUGGAUAGUUUAGAGCCAGUCUUUUCCCUCGGAAGCAAGAAAGCAAAAACGAAGAAGAAGAAAGGGAAAAAGAAUGCGUCUAAAGAAGACCAUCAAGAAGGGCAUACCGAUGCAGUGCUUGACCUUUCAUGGAAUAAACAACUCAGAUCUGUGUUGGCGAGUGCAUCAGCUGACCACUCCGUAAUUCUUUGGGAUAUGUCGAGGGGCACACCAGCAGCAACGCUUUCUCUUCACACAGACAAGGUGCAGACGCUGCAGUUUCAUCCUUUUGAAACACAGACUCUCGUCUCUGGUUCUUAUGACAAAUCAGCAAUUUUGUAUGACUGCAGAAGUCCACAGGAUAACCAUCGAAUCUGGCGCUUCAGUGGGCAGGUUGAAAGAGUGACUUGGAAUCAUUUUUCCCCUCACCACUUCUUGGCCAGCACAGAAGAUGGAUUUGUAUACUGUCUGGAUGCUCGUUCACAUAAACCAGUAUUUACAGUGAAAGCUCAUAACGAAGAAGUAUCUGGACUACAGUUAAGCAGCCAGAUUAAAGGAUGUCUUGUGACAGCAUCUGCAGACAAAUAUGUGAAAAUUUGGGACAUAUUGGGAGAUAAACCUAGUUUGGUUCAUUCCAGGGACAUGAAAAUGGGUGUCCUCUUCUGUGCAGCAUCUUGCCCAGACUUACCAUUUGUUUAUGCCUUUGGAGGAGAGAAACAAGGAUUACGUGUUUGGGACAUAAGCACAAUUUCUGCAGUGAAUGAAGUGUUUGGAAACCGACAGAGGCUGGUAGUUGCCACAUCAAGUUCUGAAGCAAAAAAUUCUGCUAGUGGCUGCAGCAGUGAUCCAGAUGCUGUAAUGGAACCAUGAUCUGGUAUUACAUUUUGCACUGUAUAAUAUAAAGUGAAUAUUGAUUCCAUGACUGAGCCAAAAUGAUUUAUCUACACCUAGAUAUUGGGCAAAUCUAAUCUUAAAAUCUGUUAAUGUAAAAGCUUGAGCUGCCCAUAUAAGCUUUUCUCUCUAAUGAGCAGUGAACAGAAAGGGAAAUU
Podarcis raffonei (Aeolian wall lizard) is the source of this 1779-nucleotide messenger RNA. It is a transcript of the gene PWP1, whose product is annotated as PWP1 homolog, endonuclein. Gene Ontology annotation, molecular function: protein binding. NCBI's taxonomy places the organism in Eukaryota, Metazoa, Chordata, Lepidosauria, Squamata, Lacertidae. The record is from RefSeq and is a predicted model, not a curated record. Bases 101 to 1600 code for a protein of 499 amino acids. Gene Ontology annotation, cellular component: nucleus. Gene Ontology annotation, biological process: rRNA processing. The transcript has 15 exons.